AUGGAUCGGUGUUUUAAAAUAUUCAUUUGGUGUUUGAUGGUUUCGCAAGUUCUAGCAGAUGAUCCAUACAAAUGUGCUGGAACUCAAACAAUUGACCCCCCUAACAACAUCAGCAAUCCUAUAUUAUAUCCAUCUGGAUGGGAUAAAAAUCACUUUGCUCCGCAGUACGCAGCAGGACAGAACUGUUCAUGGAUUAUCAAUGUACCAAAAGGAAUGUUUGCAUUUUUCCAAAUGACAGCAAACACAAAUCAGUCAUCAGUUCUUAAAAUGACAGACUCUACAGGAUAUGUUACGACAAUUGAAACAACAAACAUGGAGCCUUAUUUUUUGAUGAACCCAUCGUUUCGAGUGGACCUCCAAGCUAAUGAAGCUGGAGAAUUCGGAAUGAGAAUUGCAUGGUACAAAGUGAAUCCAACAUAUCCGACAUCGUGGCAAGUUCAUCCAAACUCUUCUCCAUUGACUCUGUUCGCUGGUGAUUUUGACAAUUCGACUGUGAUCGAAGCAGAAACAAGAGUCAAUCUUCUUGCACUUCCGUCAACCGUGACUAUCUCUGAUUUGAAUCCAUAUCUGCGUAAUACUCAAGUUUUUGAUGGUCCAUCGAUCAAUUCAACUCACGUUGGAAACUUGCACCAAGUAUUACGUAAUGGGCAAAGAUACAUUUCAACUGGAAAGUAUCUCACUCUCUGGUCUCUUAUUGCCGGUUUCAACAAUGUUAGAAAUAGUGUCAUUCUUCAAGAUUAUUUUGAUGUGAAAGAUUUCAAGACUUACAAACCAAUCAGUUGUAUUUUCGAUCCAUGUGAUGUUUCAUUAGACGCUCGUCAAGGAACUGUCGCUGCAAUCCGAUACAAUCCAUCAUACUUUUUUGUCAGAGACAUUUCUAUGCCUGAUACCAACAAACUAUCAGUCUAUACUGAUUUUGUUACAGAUGCUCAUAGACUUUCUGAUUACACAUCAUCAAACUCGAAAACAAACACUCCACAGAAGUUUAAUGGAAAGUACAUAACAUUUGUAUUGAAUCAGGAUCAGGCAAUUGUUUCCAUGGUUUCAGAUCCUUCUAAAGUUGAAUGGUCACCUGCUCUUGACAGUCGACGUGGAUUCUUCUCAUCUCCAAACUAUGCAUUGAAUAGUUCUCAACAAGAUUACGAGGAUAGAAUCAAGUCAUUUUCCAAGGUUUCCAACAUCAGUUAUACAGUAGACCGAGCGGCAAUUUCUGGAGCAGCAACAUUGAAUGUUGCCAUUUUAUCCAGCCAGAAAGUUGUUUCUGAAAAUGAAUAUUCCACUACGAAUUUCCCAGGAGGGGCUGUAUGGGCUGUUGGAGACACAAUAACAGUGAAAUAUCAAGCGAAUGGUGCAGUUACAACUGGAUCGUUUGUUAGUUUUGGUUUUGAUAGAUACAAUUCAGCAACUACGAAUAGUAUUCUCAUAUCAAUUGUUCUCACUAUUUGGAUCACACUGUUUCGGUGA
Molecule: messenger RNA, 1464 nt
Organism: Caenorhabditis remanei
Lineage: Eukaryota; Metazoa; Nematoda; Chromadorea; Rhabditida; Rhabditidae
Exons: 11
Coding region: 1-1464 (487 amino acids)
Source: RefSeq, a predicted model, not a curated record